Molecule: messenger RNA, 2450 nt
Organism: Dissoconium aciculare CBS 342.82
Lineage: Eukaryota; Fungi; Ascomycota; Dothideomycetes; Mycosphaerellales; Dissoconiaceae
Exons: 6
Coding region: 293-2296 (667 amino acids)
Source: RefSeq, a predicted model, not a curated record
AUUCUGCCCGGUCCCGCUGUAUUGGAUGCUUUUGCGUGCAUUCUUCGGCCGCAGUUCGAUCAAGGCGGGCCCGUUGAAGCAGUAGUAGCAGGCGCAAGAGCAUUUACCUGUUGCUGCUCCACAGUACCCUAGGUGUCUCUCUGCAAGCUGGACUGCUUUCAUGUGUCCCUGCAACAGCUGCUGCCAUCCGCACCACAGAAUCUGAGGAGCUUAUUCUGGCUUCUACUGUACAAGGACCAAAACGCGCAUUGAAAGGCUGCUCCGGCUCCCUCGCGGUCGAUGACGUAAGGAGAUGGUGGUCCAGCGGCCUCAUCCACUUCUCUUCGUCGAUCUUAGUCAGGAUCUCCGUGCAAGCGAUCCCAACACUCGAAGAUUAGUAAGGGCGGCAGCGCAGCGAGAUGCCAGACGCCGGCAAAGAGAACGUGUGUCGGCAGCGACAUCAGGUGUUACGUCAUCUGUUUUGCCAGAACGUCUACGACUGCACGAGCCCAAGCCGAACACCACGGGUGCACCCGCAACGCCUCAUGCGCCGCAACUGCCACAACAUCGUGACGACCUCUGUGAUGAGGACGACGUCGACAGACAUGGAGACCUCGUAUUGUCUGCUGGCCAAUAUGGAGGCAAUCGCAACAAGCAUGCCACCGAUGCUUCUUCACGCCGUGCACUUCAACUGCAUCACAGACAAGCCCUCGUCAAGGCGGGACGUGUCCAUCGCAGUCCGUCAACAUGGGGACUCGAGACAAACGAUCCAUUCACGUCGCCGGCACAACUGGAACGGAUGUUCAGGAUGUGUAUGACUCAGCUGCAAUGGCUACGGCCUCACAUCGACAUGACGGCCUCUCAUGGCAUUAUUAGCAAAGCAUUCUACACGGUGCCGAAUGUAAUGAUCCUAUCAGGGAUCUGUCUUUGUGCCGUGGGCUACCUUGACUCGAUGGGCAUGCAAUCCGAUAAUGCCAUGCGCAAUGAUCUGCUCUUCAAGGGUCGUGUCCUGAGCGAAGUUCGGAAGCGACUAGAUCGGAGUGACAGGUUCCUUGAUGACACCACAAUCGAGGCAAUCUGCACUCUGAUCAGCUUCGAGCUCACACGACUCAGCCGCACUGCUACUCUUCAUCUGCGUGGUUUGCAGACCCUCGUGGCGAUGAAGGGCGGUGUGAGCGGGUUGAAACUACUGGGAUUGGACAUCAUGUUGGAAGGCUUGGAUCUGGUACAUGCUGUGCUCUUCGACGAGGUGCUUCUGCAUAUCGAUGCUACUGCGUUCGAAGACUACGGUCCGGCGCAUGAGGCUGCGAUACGUACCGGGACCUUGUUCACACCCUUAGCAGCAUUGUUCGUUGACGAACUGACGGCGCUUCAAGAUGAUGCACCGCCUGAGGAGCUGCCUGACAUGCGGGGCUUCUUUGCCGUCCUCUACAGUGCAACAGCAUGCUUGGCAAGUCUUCAACCGAACGGUUCCACUGACGCCCAGCUCGCCCGGCAAUUUACCGACAGCCUUGAAUCCUUUACGCAACCGAACAAUCAACUGGUCGGCGACGGAGAUGACAGCGGGAAUUCAUUAGCCACCGCCUUUGGUCUGGCAUUUCGCGUAUUCCAUGAUCUGGUAGUGAACCGCCGCUUAUUAAUGCAUGAGGACAAUGCAAAAUAUUCGAGCCAGCUUCGUUCAGCCAUCAUAUCCAUGAUGCAUCAGGCUAUCUGGAAGAAGGUAGCCUUCCUCCGCACGUGGAUCAUUGCGAUCGGCAUGGCAGCAAGUAGCGAUCCUAGCGUGAAAAGCUGGUUCGGUUCGUCAAUGGUCCAGUCGAACUACUUUUUCGGGGUUUCAAAAUGGACCACCAUCAAAACUGUGGUGCUUACAUUCCUCAAACUCCGAUCAACCCUGGAGCGUGCCAUUCUAGAUCCGCAGCAAACGACCAAGAGGAUCUCAUCGCCUUAUUUUUCCUCGAAAUUUGCGGCCUUGCCACACGCAAUAGCCACUAUCCAACCCUGGUCUGUCGCAAGCGAACAUAUCUCCGCUGCUUCCCGGCUGCAGGAGAUAGACGAGGACGAGGACGAGGAUGUCUCCGAUAGCUCAGAGAGCCGACCGUCCACCCUUGCAAGUACAACGUCUCCGUCGCCUUCGCCACCGAACAUGUCCUAUCCUCUGAAGCGGGUUCUGCUUGACCAUGAGAUGCGUGCCCUGGACGGGAAUUUCCACAAGGUCAUGUUCGAAGGGGAUUUCUGGUUCACGGAUCAAGAUGAUCCCGUUUCUACUACUGCCAGCGAUGCGAGCACAUCCAGCUUCCCCGCGUCACCUCCGAUGUGAAUGCUCCGCUUGCACCACUAAUCCGUCUAUUCUUUCUCUGUAUCUUUCAUGCCUUUGAUACCUCGUUUUGCGAAUGAUUGAAAUACACACAGCUGUCAAUUUUGAUAUCAAUUGUUUUGAUCAAUUGUGUUUAUCUCGUAUUUCUACCUACAGC